GUACAUGUGGAGGUGCACGUGUGGCUACAUGUUGAGGUGCAUGUGUGGCUACAUGUUGAGGUGCACGUGUGGCUACAUGUUGAGGUGCACGUGUGGCUACAUGUUGAGGUGCACGUGUGGCUACAGGUUGAGGUGCACGUGGGGCUACAUGUUGAGGUGCACGUGUGGCUACAUGUUGAGGUGCACGUGUGGCUACAUGUUGAGGUGCACGUGUGGCUACAUGUUGAGGUGCACGUGUGGCUACAUGUUGAGGUGCACGUGUGGCUACAUGUUGAGGUGCACGUGUGGCUACAUGUUGAGGUGCACGUGUGGCUACAUGUUGAGGUGCACGUGUGGCUACAUGUUGAGGUGCACGUGUGGCUACAUGUUGAGGUGCACGUGUGGCUACAUGUUGAGGUGCACGUGUGGCUACAUGUUGAGGUGCACGUGUGGCUACAUGUUGAGGUGCACGUGUGGCUACAUGUUGAGGUGCACGUGUGGCUACAUGUUGAGGGGCACGUGUGGCUACAUGUUGAGGUGCACGUGUGGCUACAUGUUGAGGUGCACGUGUUGCUACAUGUUGAGGUGCACGUGUGGCUACAUGUUGAGGUGCACGUGUGGCUACAUGUUGAGGUGCACGUGUGGCUACAUGUUGAGGUGCACGUGAGGCUACAUGUUGAGGUGCACGUGAGGCUACAUGUUGAGGUGCACGUGUGGCUACAUGUUGAGGUGCACGUGUGGCUACAUGUCUAUGUUGUACUCCAUUCUCCUAGUACUCAACUAG
Molecule: messenger RNA, 763 nt
Organism: Procambarus clarkii (red swamp crayfish)
Lineage: Eukaryota; Metazoa; Arthropoda; Malacostraca; Decapoda; Cambaridae
Source: RefSeq, a predicted model, not a curated record